Messenger RNA from Botrytis cinerea B05.10, 1321 nucleotides. RefSeq lists its product as hypothetical. Gene Ontology annotation, cellular component: membrane. Lineage: Eukaryota; Fungi; Ascomycota; Leotiomycetes; Helotiales; Sclerotiniaceae. Gene Ontology annotation, molecular function: signaling receptor activity. Bases 343 to 1266 code for a protein of 307 amino acids. The transcript has 4 exons. The record is from RefSeq and is a predicted model, not a curated record.
GCACUGUGCCUCUUGCCACUAUUGAUUGUUCCAUUAAAUCGCGCGGAGUGUCCGAAUCCGCGCAGGAUAAGCUACGACGCUGGCAAGACUAUUCGCAAGUUGCUUACAUGGCAUCGGUUCCGAAGAAAAUGAGAUGUGCUCCAUCACAAGUCGGCUUUUGAGAACCUCGUUGAGUUGUAGAACUAUCGUUUCAGCAGAGAUAUCCACAAUGUUUGGUCAGCUGAACAGAUAUCCCCCUUCUCUCGACGUUCCCCCCAAGAGCCUCCUUGAACAUCUUUUUCUUGAAUCCAAAUAAUCACAAUUCAUGUCCAGGGCCUCAGGCUGUUCAUCCAAACAUCCAUAAUGGAAGUGAACCAAAUCGCAUCUACCAGUGCCUUGCUGGAAAAUGUGGCCCCGAUAAGCAGUGGAAAACUACACGACAAUACUGCUCGUAUACUAGGCAAGAUAGUCGAUUUUUACCAUCUUCCUGACUGGAUGCAAAAGGACGCACAUAUCACGCGAGGGUAUCGAGCAGAGACAAAAUCUUUCCGAGCUUGCUUCCAUUCUCUUUGGUAUCUACACAAUGAGUCCGUCAAUACCUGGUCCCAUCUAAUAUCCGGAACGGCAUUUCUCGCUAUGCUACUCUGGAGCUUCCUCCCUGCACUACACGGCCAAUAUGAUAUUCCAGCAGGUCCCUUAAAUGCUGUAAGGUGCCAGUUGGUUGCAACUGCAAUUUGCCUGUACUUGUCUGCUUUCUAUCAUUGUGUGAGCUGCCACUCAUUUCAUGUUUCGAAGAUAUGUCUGAAGCUUGACUAUCUUGGCAUUGUCCUGAACAUUUCUUUCACGUGGAUCUCCGCCAUCUAUUUUGGAUUAUAUGGCCAUAGAGAACUCACAAGGUGGUACAUCACUCAGAUUUGCAUUUGUGCAUGUAUAACAUUUUGGGUCAUGUUAAGUCCCAAAAUGGAUGGCCCGCAAACAGCAUUGUGGAGAUCAAUUGCCUUUCUGUCAUUGGGUGCAAGUGGAUUUGCACCCAUGAUUCAUGCUGCCUUGAUGGACCAUAUUUCCCUCAAAAACUUUCCAUUGUUCUACAUGAUUACUUCUACGAUAUUAUUUCUUACAGGCACCGCAGUAUAUGUUACGCGAACUCCGGAGAAAUAUUGGCCAGGAGUUUUUGACGUUUGGGGUGCUAGCCACCAAAUAUUCCAUGUCCUUGUCAAUAUUGCUCAGAUAUCGCACAUCUUAGGAUUGAUCGAGGCAUUGACAAAACUCUCAGAGAUAAGUAACUGAAAGAGAUUAUAGAGAUGAUAAGACCAAUGUAUUGCACGUCGACAAGAUAGUCACA